AUGCGUCCCGUCGGACAAGCACCUCCAAGACCAGGCUUCAGACCACCCAUUCCACAGCAACAACAGCAGGGACAGCUAGCACAGCCUUACCCGGGACAACAACAACCAGGAGCACAGCAGUUCCCACCCAGACCUACUCCUCCUCAUUCAGGUCAACAGCAGAUGAACUACAGACCCAUGGGUCCUGGAAGCAACGGACCCAGACCCGUACAACAGCAAGGAACUGCACCACCAAGACCCAUGCAACAACAGCAGCACAAUCAGGAUCCCAGCCAUCUCCAACAACAAAAUAACAAUGCCUUGAGAAGGCCAUCAGCACAGGGUGGUCAAGGACCCCAUUCACCUUCAAAUCAGAGACCAACCAUGGCCACACCACCCUUCGGAUCACAGCAACAGCACCAACAGCAGCAGCAGAGACCACCUCCAGCCAUGGGUGGUGGUAUCCAGCAACGCGCCGCGUCACCCAUGAUCCGGCCCGCCAAUUUGCCACCACCUGGUUCGCCAGGCAUGCCAAGACCCUUCCAGUCGCCCCAGAUCCAGAACAGACCUCCGCCAGGACAGUUUGUAACCCAGGCGCAGCAGACUGCUCCUGGCUCGCCUGCUAUGAACCCUAUGGGAUUCAUGAGUGGACCUCCUAACGGGCAGAACCGUUCACAGCCGCCUACUCCAAGGAUGCAGCACCAACAACAGCAACAACAGCAAGGAGCACCCACUUCGCAGCAGUUGCACCAGCAGCACCAACAGCCACUUCAUCAUCAACAACAACAACAGCCGCUGCACCAGCAACAGCAGCAGCAGCAUCCUCCAAUGGGCCAAGAUCUUGGACUGAUGGCUGGUCCUCCCACGCCCACACCUCAUUCAGGUGCACAAAAGUCCAAGAGAAUGUACCCAGCCGGAAUUAAUGCCUACACAGAACCACCAACCUACGAAGCGACACCCAGCAACCACAGCUUCCAACACACAGGAGUUCCCGCCCCUAACCAAGCAGGCGGUAUGCAACAACAGCCUCCUGCCCAAGGAUCUCAAUUCUUUGUUCCUGGAGAGAAGCAGGCACCUACAUUCGGACAACCCGCUCCUGCGUACCAACAGGGCCUUCAACCUCUUCAAGGACAACCCCUUCAGCCCAAUGUGAAUCAGCUUGCGGGACAGAUGGGUGGUAUGAACCUCGGUAACACUGGGUACGGCGGAGCUCAAGGCAUUGUGCCCAUCUCGACGGUUGCUUUGAUGGGUACGGCACCCAAAAUUUACGACUUGGAUGCACCCCCACCACCCAUUCGCUUGCCAGAGACGGCAUCGAUUACACAGUCGCCUUUCGCCAACUGCGACCCCUCGUACAAGAGAUCAACCUUGAAUGCAAUUCCCGCCACGUCACAAUUGUUGACAAAGUCACGUCUGCCCUUUGGACUUAUCAUCACACCCUACCGCAGUGUCAAGGAAGGGGAUGAACCUGUGCCGGUCGUGUCAGACUCGAUUAUUGCUCGUUGUCGCCGAUGCAGGACAUAUAUCAACCCCUUUGUCAAGUUUGUCGAAGGUGGUCAGCGCUGGAAGUGCAACAUGUGUUACACACUCAACGAAGUGCCGUCGUCGUUCGACUAUGAUCCUCAGACACAGCGGCCUGUGGACCGUUGGCGGCGCAAGGAGUUGAACCAUGCGGUCGUGGAGUACAUUGCACCCACGGAGUACAUGAUUCGUCCUCCUCAGCCUUUGGUCUACAUGUUUGUGAUUGACGUGUCCUACCCUGCAGUCCAGUGCGGCAUGGUGGCUACAGCAGCAACAACUAUUUUGGAAUCGCUUGACAGGAUACCCAAUGACGAAGGCCGCACCAAGGUUGGAAUCAUCACCGUGGAUAGUUCCCUCCACUUUUACAACCUCCAGGCUGCGUCAGGAGAGCCACAGAUGAUGGUGGUGUCGGAUCUUGAGGAGGCUUUCUUGCCUCAGCCCCAGGACUUGCUUUGCAAUCUCAGCGAGUGCCGACCUGUCUUGGAGGCAUUGUUGAACAGGAUGAGCGAUAUGUUCAAGGAUACCCAAAAUGUCGGCAACGCAUUGGGCCCAGCUUUGAACUCGGCCUACAAGCUGGUGUCGCCUAUUGGAGGAAAGAUCAUGUGUCUGCAGGCCAGCUUGCCUAAUUUGGAAGCAGGAGCUUUGAAGAUGCGCGAGGAUCCCAAGCUGCUGGGAACUGCCAAGGAGUCGACACUUCUCCAGUCAGCGUCGUCCUUUUACAAGUCUCUUGCUGUGGAGUGCUCAAAGUCGCAGGUUUGUGUGGACAUGUUCCUCUUUGGAUCCCAAUACUCGGACGUUGCCACCCUCAGCUGUUUGCCCCGAUUCACAGGAGGAAGCACAUUCUUCUACCCAGCAUUCACGGCAGCAAAGUCGGAGGAUGCUCUCAAGUUUGCCCACGAACUGGCAGAGUUCUUGUCUCAGAGGAUUGCGUUGGAAGCUGUCAUGCGCGUGAGAGCUUCGAAAGGACUUCGCAUGUCAGCCUUUUAUGGAAACUUUUUCGUUCGCUCGACCGACCUGCUGUCGCUGCCCAACGUCCCUCGCGACCAGUCCUAUUCGAUUGAAGUCAGCUUUGACGACAACCUCUCUAUCCCUGUUGUGUGCUUCCAGACCGCCCUCCUGCACACCUCUUCCUCUGGUGAGCGCCGCAUUCGUGUGUUGACAUUGGCGUUGCCAGUGACGACGAGUCUGUCCGAGUUGUAUGCAUCAGCGGACCAAGUGGCGAUUGCAACAUUGUUGGCGUGCAAGGGAGUGGAGCGUGGCAUGAACUCAAAGUUGGACGAUGCCCGUGAUGCGUUGACCAACAAGGUUGUUGAUAUCCUGGGUGUUUACAAGACCCACAUGACGGCAUCCUCCUCCGGCGCCACACCCAACCUCCAGAUCUGCGACAACCUCAAGUUGCUCCCACUCCUCACCUUGGGCAUGCUCAAGCAUGUUGGUCUUCGUGGAGGGUCACAGAUCCCAUCGGAUCUUCGUUCUUAUGCGAUGCACCUGUUGUCAACAUUGCCUUCGCAAUGUUUGAUUCCCUUCCUUCACCCUCGCUUCUACUCAUUGCAUGAUAUGCCUGAACAUUGCGGAACGAUUGGAGACCACGGUAUUGAGAUGCCUCAGACGAUGAACCUGAGCAGCGAGCGGUUAUCACGCUCAGGAUUGUUUAUGUUGGAGGACGGACAAAACAUCUUUUUGUGGAUUGGCCGGGAUGCUGUUCCUCAGCUCUGCAUGGAUCUCUUUGGCGUCCCUGACUAUCAAAGCAUUCGCAGCGGCAAGACGACACUGCCGACAUUGGAAGCGGACUUCAACCAGAGGGUGAACUUGAUUGUGGGCAAGGCCCGAGAGAUGCGCAGGUCGUCGUACUACUCUCAGCUGUAUGUUGUCAAGGAGGAUGGAGAUCCAGCAUUGCGUCUGUGGUUCUUGAGCCAUUUGAUCGAAGACCGUGCCGAGCCCAUUAUGAGUUACUACCAGUACCUUGGCCACCUUAAAGAUCGGGUCAACAGCGGAUCAUUCUAA
Messenger RNA from Linnemannia hyalina, 3504 nucleotides. The record is from the annotation of a GenBank genome assembly. Lineage: Eukaryota; Fungi; Mortierellomycota; Mortierellomycetes; Mortierellales; Mortierellaceae.